Molecule: messenger RNA, 273 nt
Organism: Ilex paraguariensis (yerba mate)
Lineage: Eukaryota; Viridiplantae; Streptophyta; Magnoliopsida; Aquifoliales; Aquifoliaceae
Source: the annotation of a GenBank genome assembly
AUGGACGUGGUGGUGGGACUUAUAAAUUUUGUUAAAGCAGUCAUCUCAAAUCCUUUCAGUAGUCUCAGUAAGUCUGCUCAGCAAGGCAGCAUUGAUGCCUAUGCCGCUAUGAUCCCCUGCUUCAUCACUUAUCACAGAAUGCAGACAGAAGCAGAAAUAGGAGAAUGUCAUGGAAUUGAACUUGUUCUGCCCAAGAAGUUGGAGCUCCAAAACAAGCUCCGGAAGGGUCCAACUAGGGAUGAAGUUUUUUUUCCGGAAGAAUUUGAUGUUUGA